Pelobates fuscus (common spadefoot toad) is the source of this 3541-nucleotide messenger RNA. It is a transcript of the gene STRN3, whose product is annotated as striatin 3. The transcript has 18 exons. The record is from RefSeq and is a predicted model, not a curated record. Gene Ontology annotation, cellular component: dendrite. NCBI's taxonomy places the organism in Eukaryota, Metazoa, Chordata, Amphibia, Anura, Pelobatidae. The coding region runs from base 275 to 2590 and encodes 771 amino acids. Gene Ontology annotation, molecular function: armadillo repeat domain binding; protein-containing complex binding; calmodulin binding.
AAGAGCGAGCCGCGCGCAUGCGCAGUGACGUCGUCAAGCGGGAGGCGGCGAGCGGAGGCCGGCUACCCAGAGUUCCCCGCGCGGAGCUUACCGGACCCCCGGGGGGCGUGAAAAGAUGGCGGCCGUCAGGAGUGUAGAGAGGAGGCGGUUAUAGGCUCGGUGUGCGGGGCUCCCUCAGAUAACGGUAACCGGAUACGUCACGUGACCCCCGCAGGGCCCCCCACCCUCCCAUUCAGUGCCGGUUACCCGGUGACGGAGCGCGGAACCCGCUGGGAUGGACGAUCUGGCCGUGGCCGCGGGGUUGGCCUCUCCUAGGCCGCAGGCCCAGUCCCAGGGAGUCCCCCCGGACACGGCGUGCGACCUGCCGGCCCGGCCUCCUCAGUACACCAUCCCCGGCAUCCUGCACUACAUCCAGCACGAGUGGGCCCGCUUCGAGAUGGAGAGAGCGCACUGGGAGGUGGAGAGAGCCGAGCUGCAGGCGCGGAUAGCCUUUCUUCAAGGUGAAAGAAAAGGUCAAGAAAAUUUGAAGAAAGAUUUAGUACGAAGGAUAAAAAUGUUAGAAUAUGCAUUAAAGCAAGAGAGGGCAAAAUAUCAUAAAUUAAAAUAUGGAACAGAACUGAUCCAAGGAGACAUGAAGAUGCCAGCAUAUGAACCUGAAGAAACCAAAGAAUCAGAGAUUCCCCCAGGGCCUCAAAAUAGUCAGCUGACCUGGAAACAAGGCCGGCAGCUGUUAAGACAGUACCUUCAAGAAGUUGGGUACACAGACACGAUAUUGGAUGUUCGGUCACAAAGGGUACGCUCCUUGCUCGGACUGUCCGGCUCAGAGCCAAAUGGCUCAGUUGAAAAGAAGAACUUAGAACAAAUCCUCAAUGGUGGGGAUUCUCCUUCAAUUAAGCAAAAGGGACAGGAAAACAAAAGGAACUCGGGUGAUGUCCUUGAAACUUUUAAUUUCUUAGAAAAUGCUGAUGACAGUGAUGAAGAGGAUGAAGGCGACAUAAUAGAGGAUGUCACAGACGGCAAGGACCAGCAACGUAUAAACAAAAAGCAUAAAAUUGGCAAUGAAGGUUUAGCUGCUGAGCUGGCAGAUGACACAGAGGAAGCUCUGAAAGAGUUUGACUUUCUAGUGACUGCAGAAGAUGGAGAGGGUGCGGGGGAAGCCAGGAGCUCAGGCGAUGGGACAGAAUGGGACAAGGAUGUCCUGUCCCCAUCUACUGAGGUUUGGGAUGUAGACCAGGGUCUGAUAAAUAAACUGAAGGAACAGUACACCAAGGAACGCAAGGGGACAAAAGGUGCCAAGAGGGUAAACAGGACGAAACUGCACGAUAUGAUCGCAGACCUUGGUGAUGAGGAACUAGCACACAUGCCACCAGGAAUGCUUAACCCGGCACGGUCACCAUCCAGAAUAACCGAUCAUGAAGGUGGAAGAGCAGAAGAAGCAGAGCCAAUUCCAUUUCCACCUGGAGGAGGGAAGUCUUUCAUCAUGGGCUCAGAGGAUGUUCUAGAGAGUGUUUUGGGACUUGGAGACCUGGCAGAUCUCACUGUAACGAACGAUGCGGACUACAGCUAUGAUCUGCCGUCCAAUAAGGACGCCUUCAGGAAAACCUGGAACCCGAAGUACACCCUGCGCAGUCACUUUGACGGAGUGCGAGCACUGGCCUUUCAUCCCGUGGAACCUGUUCUUGUGACUGCGUCUGAGGACCACACACUGAAAUUAUGGAACUUACAGAAAACUGUACCUGCCAAAAAGAGUGCCUCCCUCGAUGUGGAACCCAUCUAUACCUUCAGAGCGCAUAUUGGCCCAGUCCUGUCCCUGGUUGUCAGUUCUAAUGGUGAGCACUGCUACAGUGGAGGACUAGACUCAACAAUACAGUGGUGGAAAAUGCCAAGCCCCAACGUGGAUCCAUAUGAUACGUAUGAGCCCAGUGUCCUGGCUGGCACAUUAUUUGGACACACGGACGCUGUGUGGGGUCUGUCUCACAGUGGGAUUAAAGAUAGUCUGCUCUCCUGCUCAGCCGAUGGCACAGUCCGGUUAUGGAGCCCGCCAGAGAGUGUCCCUUGUAUCGGCACAUACAAUGGAAACAGAGAACAUGGUAUCCCCACCUCUGUGGAUUUCAUUGGCUGCGAGCCGGCCCAUGCUGUGGCCUCUUUCACCAGUGGUUGCAUAGUCCUUUAUGACCUGGAGACUGCUCAGUCCUUGCUGCAACUGUCUGCUCCCUCGGACUCUGGCCCCCCAUUUUCCAGCCACAUUAAUAAAGUUGUGAGUCAUCCUACCCUCCCGGUUACCAUUGCUGCCUACGAAGACAGGCACAUAAAGUUUUUCGAUAACAAGUCAGGAAAGAUGAUUCAUUCAAUGGUUGCUCACCUGGAUGCAGUGACAUGCUUAGCAGUGGAUCCCAAUGGAAUCUACCUGAUGUCUGGCAGCCACGAUUGUUCCAUCAGACUGUGGAACUUGGAUAGCAAGACGUGUGUGCAGGAGAUUACUGCACACCGCAAGAAGUUGGACGAGUCCAUUUACGAUGUUGCCUUUCACCCAUCCAAAGCAUUCAUUGCCAGUGCUGGAGCCGAUGCCCUAGCCAAGGUCUUCGUGUGACUUACCCCUCCUGAAAGCUGCCAGUGCAUUUGGGACACACAUUGAGAAGGCACUAGUGGUAUUUAAAUAAAAUGUUAAAACAUCACUGCCACCCACUCACUGACACUACAAGGCAGAGCUCCCUCUGCAGGACAGGGAGAUACUGGUUACUGAGCAGCAGACGCUUCCCCCAUAUCCUCUAAUAUCAGGGCAGCUCAAUUCUGGGCUGUAAUCACUGUAAUUAACCCCUUUUUGUUUUUUAAUCUUAUUUUACAAGUGACCAGUAUUUAUAACCCCUGCUCAGGAUGUGUGUGUGCGUGUGUGGAUAUGUGUAUGCACACAUUUAGUCCUUUUUUUUUUUUUUUUGCAUUGUACUUUUUGAUUUCAGACCCUAAACCAUCAUUUUUCAGAAAAGCAACUAACACGGGGAUGUGGACUCUCAUAUCCCAUCCUCUGGCAUGCACACACCUCCUGCAAAUCAUGUUCUAAGAAUGCAGCUGUGACUUUAACUAGGUUUUAUCUAUUGACAAGUUCCAGCAGAACUUUGAAGGACUUGUAUCAGCUAGCAUUGUCCUAUGUUCUCCAUAUUGUGCUCUGCCCAUCUCCACAAGCCGUUAUCUUUUGCAAGGAUGAACAUUUGGCAGUGUUAACUCUCUUAGUGCCUGGCUGCCAAUGAAGACAUUGUGGAGAUUUUUUUUAACAUUUUUUUUUCCUCUUGCAAGGAAGGUUUGUGUGUACUUAUAUAUAUAUAUUUUUUUAGCAUUAGUCUUGCAUAUACACAAGGUUUGGGUCUAACUGUAAGAUUUAAAGCUUUUGUUACUUUUUUUUUAUUAUUAUUAAGCGGUCGCAGAAUUGCAGUGUUUUUAUCAGCCAUAUUAAAAUCUGAAAGUCAAAUGAAUUUUACAGCUUUUUAUACUGCCUCCUACUUUUCACAAGGGAAAAUUGUUUUUGUGAACUCCCCUGUCGUCUCCC